AUAAAAGUGAAUAAUUUUGCUAAAUGUGAUUUGAAGAUCUUGCCAACUUAUGUAAUUCUUUUUAUAAAAGCUCAAAAUUAGAACUAGUAAAUCAAAGAUUAAAAUUCAAGCUAUGUCAACAGUGGAACAAAACCAAACAGAACUUCUUCAAAAUAACAUAAAAUGUGUUUUUAAUCUGUUUAAUAUUCCAAAGCCUUAUUCAACCAAUAACAACCACAAUAUUGUCACAGACCAAAGAAGUCUAACGCCGUCCGUGCUAUCAGAAAAUUCAGUGGAAUGUUCUCUAUCAGGUCAUAAUAUGAUGAGUGAUGCAGCCUCAAGUUGCAGCGAAGAGUCAGAAGAAUUAACAAAUUUAACAUGGCUGACGGAAUUGCGAAAUGAGCUGUUAACAUGGCCCGAUUCUGUAAGGCCAAUCGUUGAUGACGAUUGCUUAGAUCGUAAAAGCACUACUAAUGGAAAGGUUGCACUUAAUUCCAAAAUUACGGAGGAAAAUAGUACCUCACCUCCUCAACAAAAGAGACCAACGCCUUCGGAACGAUAUAAUACAUUUUUGGACAAAGUUAAAAAAGACAUAGCAGAGUACGAUCUUGCAGCCGAUAUUUACCAAACGGAUGUAGAUGAGAAACCACCUUUCAACUACUCACACAUCAUAGGUAUGGCGAUGGUGGAAAAUGGCCGGAUGACACUUCAACAAAUAUGCUCUUGGAUAGAAUCAAAAUUUGCUUUUUUUCGAGUUCGAAAACGGUGGAAUAACUCAAUACGACACAAUCUGUCAUUGCAUCAUUGUUUCAAAAAAAUUGAUCGCAGUAAAUACGAAAAAGGGAAGGGCGGUUUUUGGGAGCUCGGUAUUGAUCCAAAAAAAUGUGAUCGCAAACGUAUUCGAAAUCGAAAAUCAUCGAACAAAAAUCGAAACACAUUAAAUAAUGAUGGUGGAGAAGCCAAAAAUCAGAAAAUCACAUCCAACAAAGAUAUUAUCAACACAUCAUCAUCAACGAUACCUCCUUACAUAAAAAAUGGAGGACUAGAAAAAGAUAAUGUUGACGAAUUUGUGUUGGAUGAGCUCGAUGUACAACAAAAUAUAAUCAUACAAAAGGAGAAUGUUAUGAGUUCAGAAUUUUUGUCGUCCAUUAUGUCAUCAUCAAAUCAUCAAACAACUAUUGACGAUAAUAGUCGAAUGUGCCCUUAUGAUAUAAACGGUUCAAUCAAACUGCAAGAUGUUUUUAUAGCCAAUGUCGAUAGUAAUAAUUAUAAUAAUUUAUCAAACUCUCCAAAUUUAUGUUCCGACGCCGAGUAUGAAUUAGGUACAAUUAUUGUAAAUUCAACUGCAGCUGAUCUUGGUGUACCGAGCAUGAAUAUUUGUGACAUUGGACAACAUCAAGUGAAUGUAUUUGCUGAAGAUGAAAUACCAGAACCAUGUGAAAGUGUCGUUAUAUCAUCGUAUCUUGGCAAUGACACAACAAUUGGUAGUAAUCAAACUCAACCAAAUGUUAUUGUGGAGCAAAUGACCGAACCGUAUUGUACGGUUUCAACAUUAUCCGAAAGUAAUAGUUUUCGGCCAUACAUUGAUGGAAUUGAUGAGGCAUUUUUAUAUUUGCGUAGUAUGGAUAGCCGUUGCGACGAUUUAUUUGAUAACCUUUUAGAUAUAUCGGUUAGUGAUUAUUAGCAAUAAAUGU
Episyrphus balteatus (marmalade hoverfly) is the source of this 1673-nucleotide messenger RNA. RefSeq lists its product as uncharacterized. NCBI's taxonomy places the organism in Eukaryota, Metazoa, Arthropoda, Insecta, Diptera, Syrphidae. The record is from RefSeq and is a predicted model, not a curated record. Gene Ontology annotation, molecular function: DNA-binding transcription factor activity, RNA polymerase II-specific; RNA polymerase II cis-regulatory region sequence-specific DNA binding. Bases 113 to 1663 code for a protein of 516 amino acids. The transcript has 6 exons. Gene Ontology annotation, biological process: anatomical structure morphogenesis; cell differentiation; regulation of transcription by RNA polymerase II.